This is a messenger RNA of Dermatophagoides pteronyssinus (European house dust mite), 787 nucleotides long. RefSeq lists its product as uncharacterized. Lineage: Eukaryota; Metazoa; Arthropoda; Arachnida; Sarcoptiformes; Pyroglyphidae. Gene Ontology annotation, cellular component: cytoplasm. Gene Ontology annotation, molecular function: protein-L-isoaspartate (D-aspartate) O-methyltransferase activity. The record is from RefSeq and is a predicted model, not a curated record. Gene Ontology annotation, biological process: protein modification process.
AGAAAAUAUUUGAAAAAAAGAGGUAAUUGAGAGAGAGAAAAAGUAAAGAUCUCAUAAAUCCAUUUUCAUAAUUUAAAAUAUAUCGAUAAAAAAAAAGACGACAGCUUUAAAUUUCAUUUUAAUUUCUCACGUCGUGUUCAACAACAUAUUACAACGAUAAUUUAUCUUCUUUUUUUUCUUUGUUUCACUCUUUCUUUCUAAAAAAAACAACCAAUUUAAUAUUUUAUUUUGAAUUGAAUCGAUUUCAACUAUUUCAAGUAAAAAAAUGGGUUUCGAUCAAACACGUUUUGAAUCAAAAAUUACCGAUGAAUUUCUUUGUCCAAUUUGUUUAGAUGUUUUAAAUAAUCCUGUUUAUCUACCAAAUUGUGAACAUGUUUAUUGUAUGGAAUGUAUACAAAAUUGGAUGACAAAAAAUAAAACACAAACAUGUCCAAUGGAUCGUAUACAAUUAGAUCCGGAUAAAUUUCAACAACCAUUACGUUCAUUUUGUAAUCUAUUAAAUCGUUUAAAAAUUCGUUGUCAAUUUAAUUCCUGUAAUGAAUAUAUUUAUCUUUCGGAUUUAAAACAACAUGAACAAUAUUGUUUUCAUAAUCCAGAUAAUUUAAAUAAAGAAAUUCAAUGUUCUAAUUGUGAUUUAAAAAUAAAAAUUACUGAACAAAGACAUGAUUGUUUAAAAGAUUUAAAAUCGAUAAUUGAAAAAUUAAAUAAAAUAAAUGAACAAACUAAAAUAAAUUUAAUGGAAAAAACUGAACAAUUUAAACAAACAAAUGGUAAAAAAAUUACGUGA